AUGGUCAAGUCGAUGGAUUUAAUGGACGGGCAACCAGGGACUAAAAGUGUGACCAAAUGUUGGUUUAGGGAUGGAAAAGGUUAUGCAUAUGAAGAGGUAGCAGAAGUCUCACCUGGUCAUCGAUUCAUUGCAUACACCAUGUAUGACAAAGACAGCAAUUUCUUCAAAUUAUGUGUUAGAGAUUUGAAUUUAGGUUCUCUCUGUAGUAAGCCACAAGCUGAUUGGGUCUGUAAUGUGGCAUGGGCUAAAGGGGGUCAAGGCAUAUCUUCCCAAGCUGCUUGUUUCAAGAAAGCGAGAGAUGAUCUAUACAAGGUUAAAGCAUGGGUUUUCUCUCCACAAGUCAAAGUUAUUAAGUCUGACAUUCGUGAGGAAGAUGUGUUGAAGGAGAAAGAUGCUUUUGAGGAUCUUAAGAAGCUGGCAGCCAAGUCGCUAACUGAGACAGUUAAUCAGUUGAUUGACACUGUUAAUCAGGUGAAGGAGGAUGAAAAUGCCGAACAGGCGACCCGACCAUCAAGAGUCACUGAUGCGGGACAAAAUCGGUCUGGUGCACCUCUUAAAGCUGCAGACAAUGUUAUUAUCUCACAGCAUCAGCAUGCAGCAGCCUCUCAAAUUCAGGCAAGAGAAACCAAUAUACAUGCACUCUCAUUGAGCUUACCCGAUAAAAAGGAAGCAAUAUUGAAGGAGCUUAAGCUUGUAAAUGACAGCUUAUCAAGUCACAAAAACGAGACAGGUGUCCCCAUGAAUGUAUCCGAAAGCUUCAAAAAGGAAUAUGCAAUGGUACUAUUACAGCUCAAAGAAGCUAGUGAUCAGGUUGCUUCUGCUCUUGCAAAUUUGAGGCGACGCAACACAUACCCAGGAAUCCUGAUGCCUACAUGGCAAAAGCCUAAUCCCGAUUCCGGGCCUGUUGUGGACCCCACGACUUCUAAUCAUGAAAACAACUUUCCUUCCAAUAACAAUAAUCAAUUGGCAUCUAAUGUGAUUGGGAUUUUGAAAAGUUCAAGAAAUGAAGCACAUAAACUUGUACAUACUGCUUUACAGCUCAAAGACACCUUGUUGGCUGGUAAUGGGACGGGUCAAACCAGGAAAGUUGCAAGGGUUCAAGCUCUGCAAUUGCUAAAGCAACCAGAGAAAAGAGGGAUUUUGAGGACGAAUAAUCGACUUCCUCUGCAUUGUCCUUCCUAUUACUUUGGUUUGUACAGAGGUGAUCAAACUUCUCAUUUUGCUCCGGAAGACCUAGAAGUGCUCCGGCCUCCAGAUCUUCCAUCAUUGCUUCUAGAUGCUCGUAUUUGUUUCCUAGGAAUGCCUAUAAGAAAUAGCAAUAUUGUUUCUGAACUGAACUGA
Lactuca saligna is the source of this 1341-nucleotide messenger RNA. The record is from the annotation of a GenBank genome assembly. NCBI's taxonomy places the organism in Eukaryota, Viridiplantae, Streptophyta, Magnoliopsida, Asterales, Asteraceae.